GCCCCGGCAGGUGUGGGUCUGUGGCAGGAGGUGGGGAGGAAGGUUAGGCCAGGUCGGGGACCUCAAGGGAUUUCCCCUAAAGCUCCUCUGUUUGGGUGCCUGGGGUCCUUAGGCGCAGCCUCAGAGAAGCCACCCCUCCCUCCUACGCGCGCUCCCCUCUACUCGGCGCGCUCCCGCCUCCGCCUCCCGGGUCUGCAUCCAGCGCGUUCCCUUCUCCCUUGCCCGCAGCCGAGGGGCGGGCCCGCUUCCCCGCGCCGCCGCCCACUUCCCUCGCUUGCCCUUCGCUCGCGGCCCGCCGCUGAGCUCCCACUCGGCCCCACCCCAGGCUACCCAGCGCGGAGCGGCGGGAGGCCGGAGCCCGAGGUGCGGGAUGGACAAGAGGGACAAGACCAGGGCAGGGGCAGCCGGCCGGACCCCCGCUUCUCGCUCUCCCAGCCUUCAGACCCCCCGGCCCCCAGGGUCUCCAAGGCCCCCUCCCCCAGUAACCAGCGCGGCUCUCCGAGUUCUGGGAGCAGCGGGAGCUGCAGGGCGAGGGCCCCUGGCAGAGCGAGCCGGGGACAGCCGGGGAGCAGCUCUCCCGGAGGCUACUCCCCGGGUGGGAUCUACGCGGAGUGCUGGGACAGGCCCCCGGAGCCCAGCCUCCAGGCCCCCAGCGGCUGGGAGAGGGGAACGCACGCCUGCCAAGACCACAGGCCCAGGCUGUAUCUCUAGCCCGGGGAGUGCCAGCGGGCCCACCAGGCAAGGCCCUCUUGGGCAGAAGGGGCUUCGGCUCCCAUCUGAGGAACCCGUGGCCAGAGGAAAAGCCCCAGAAGCUCCCAGAAGGAGUGCCCUGAGUUCCGGGGCACGGAGAGACUCUUCCGAGUCCACCCCAGGCGCCCCCUCCCCAGCCAUCUCCCGUCGGUCACGGGCUGCGGGCACUGAGGUUGGUGUACCUCGGGUAGCUCCGAGUGCCCGGCAGCGGCCCUCGACCGAGGUUUCCAGGAAAUCAGUGAGCAGCGCCCCUGAGCGCAGCACAGCAGAGCCGAGCCCUGCCGCCAGGAGGCGACCCAGCGCCGGCGGGGGCCUCCAGAGGCCAACCUCGCGCCUCCUGGGCUCCAGCGGCACCCCUCUUUCCUCCCCAUCUCGCUCCGGGGCCUCUUCGGCUGGAACACCCCGGACUCUGGGGCAUCCCUCCCAGCCCAAGUCAAAAGGACCGCAGGCUCAGCGUCCCCCGCAGGCCACACCGCCAAGGAAGGGCGCACCUCCUGUGCAGGACCUUUCUCCUCCUUUGGCCACAUCUUUUCUACCCUGUCCUACUGCACCGCCUCCCAGUGUCCCAGAGACUCCCUUGAGGGACUCUCUUCCUCCGUCUCCACCGACCACCCCUCCUCCCCAGGCUCUUAGCUGUCCUUUGGCCACGCCCCCUCCAUUAGCCCCUCCUUCCCCCUCGGCUCCACUGACUUUGCAGGCCCUCCCCUCUCCGCCGGCCACACCCCCCUUGCAAGCUCCGCCCACACACCUGAAUACAUCUUUACCCAAGGCAUCUGCCUCUUCCUUGGCCAUCGCCAAUUUUCUGGCUUCAAAUUCUCCAUCAGUUUCACCCUCUCUGCUGAGUAUGUCCCCCACCCAGGCUUCUUUGGCUUUAACCCCUCUUCCGGCUCUCCCUUCUCCCUUGGCCACACAUCCUUUGUCGAGCCCUCUACCACCAGCCACUGCCCCUCUACAAGCCCCUGUUCCUCAAGCAACAUCUCUGAGGAACCCGCCCUCUCCCCUAGCCACACGCCCUCUGCAGGCACCCUCCCCUCUGACCACGCCCCCUCCGCCGACCAGUCCUUCCGUGUCUCCACCUUCUCUUCAGGCCACACCCUGUACACUGCCUCCCACAAAGGACCCUCCCCUGGCCUUAUCCCCUCUACACGCCUCUCCCUCUCUGACCACACUCUCUCUGCAGGGUUCUCCUUUAGGAGCGCCCUCUCCCUUGGCCACGCCCCCGCUACAGAUCCCACCUCCUCUGGACACGCCCCUUCGACUGGCCACUCCUCCUACACAGAUACCACCUGGGGCCUCACCACCUCUACAGGCCCCUCCAUCCCCACUGGCCGUGCCCCCUCCACACACUCCACCUCUGACCACGCCCCCUCUACCACCCUCUCCCUCUCAGAUCCUGCCCACUUUGCAGGCUCCACCUUCUCUGGGCUUGCCCCCUCUGCAGGCCCCUCCCUCUCCCCCUACUUCACCCCUUCUGCAAGACCCUCUCUCUCCCCUGGCCGCAUCUCCUCUGCAAGCUCCACCUUCUUUGGCCUCGCCCCCUCUUCAGGCCCCUCCCACUCUUGAUUCACUCCCUCUGCAAGACCCUCCUUCUCUGGCCACGCCCCCUCUGCAGGUUCCACCUUCCCUGGCCUUGCCCUCUUUGCAGGCCUCUCCCUCUCCCCCUGCCUCACCCCCUCCGCAGGCCCCACGCCGACCCCCGACCCCAGGUCCCGAUGCCCCAAUCCCGGGCCCAAGGCUGACCCUGGCGCUGGCCCCCGGCCCGCCGCCGCCGCCUUCGCGCAGCCCGUCCAGUACGCUAAGCGGCCCGGACCUCGCGGGCCACAGCAGCAGCGCCACGAGCACGCCCGAGGAGCUGCGCGGCUACGACAGCGGGCCCGAGGACGGCGCCCCGGCCUCCCCUCCCGCCGAUGCGGAACUCGCCGCCUGCCACCCGGCGGUCUGGAUCCGAGGUUCUGCUCCGCCGCUGGCCAUCCGCGGCACCCCGGGAGCGCCCCUGCCUUGGUCUCCUGCUGCCGGGUCUAGCUCUGCUGACGGCCUGUGCACCAUUUACGAGGCUGAAGGGCCUGAAUCGGCGACCCCCGCCACAGGCGCUCUGGAUCCAGGGCCUGGGCCUGGCGCGGGAGGUGGGAAGGCGUCGGCUGGGGCUGGAGCUGGAGCAGCCUCGCGGGGCGCGAAGCCGGCGCGCCUGGGCGAGUUGCCGCUGGGGGCGCUGCAGGCGAGUGUAGUGCAGCACUUGCUGAGCCGGACGCUGCUGCUAGCUGCCGCAGAGGGUGCCGCGGGCGGCAGCAGCGGUGGCCCAGGGGGUGCGGGGGGUGGCGGCAGCACGGGGGGCGCCCGCACUGCGCUCAGCGACGCCGAACUAGGCCGCUGGGCCGAACUAUUGUCUCCCCUGGACGAGUCCCGCGCCAGCAUCACGUCGGUCACCAGCUUCUCCCCAGACGACGUGGCCUCUCCGCAGGGUGACUGGACUGUGGUAGAGGUGGAGACCUUCCACUGAGCCAGACCCUCAGGUUACACCUCUUUGUCUUAGAUCUCUCCCUCUCCUCUCUUGGAGUCCCCCUCCCAGUGGAUUGGUCUCAGCCCGCUAGAGCCCUAGAAUUUUGGUCCACCCUUGCGACUCACCCACAUCUUUGGCCAAAAGCCCUCCCCUCAAGCCCUGCCCCUCCCUCGGCCUAGGCCCUACGGGUGUCCAGUGUUUUGUCUACCACGCGCAGCCCUAGUUUCCAAUAAAGCUGGAAAACUGAA
Camelus dromedarius (Arabian camel) is the source of this 3495-nucleotide messenger RNA. It is a transcript of the gene PRR36, whose product is annotated as proline rich 36. The transcript has 6 exons. Lineage: Eukaryota; Metazoa; Chordata; Mammalia; Artiodactyla; Camelidae. The record is from RefSeq and is a predicted model, not a curated record. The coding region runs from base 371 to 3247 and encodes 958 amino acids.